Symbiodinium sp. CCMP2592 is the source of this 258-nucleotide messenger RNA. NCBI's taxonomy places the organism in Eukaryota, Dinophyceae, Suessiales, Symbiodiniaceae. The record is from the annotation of a GenBank genome assembly.
AUGAGAGGCGACCCUGCGACGCCGUGCACGGCCCUUCCUCCGCCUACGGUGGCCUCGCGAGAUGGGCAGGGUCAUGCCGUGAUGACCAAGGCGUAUCAGUGGCGGAAUGGCGACUUAGAGAAGGAUGACAAGGCCAGGGGAAUCCAAAACCGCAUGUCGUGGUUUAUGCUGGUGGAGAAGAAGCAGCUGGCAGCUGUGCAGAUCGACGCGAGCGGCAUGUGCCGUGCAUGCAGUGCUUUGGUCACGAUGUCCACGUGA